Molecule: messenger RNA, 2165 nt
Organism: Xiphophorus hellerii (green swordtail)
Lineage: Eukaryota; Metazoa; Chordata; Actinopteri; Cyprinodontiformes; Poeciliidae
Gene: sike1
Product: suppressor of IKBKE 1
Exons: 5
Coding region: 265-927 (220 amino acids)
Source: RefSeq, a predicted model, not a curated record
GGCGACGGGAUGCGGAAGUGACGUGACAUUUUGCCCUACACCACCGACGGAGUUGACAACAAAAAUAGUAAUUUUGUGUGUCUGUGUACAGUUUUUCUUCUGUUCACCGUCACAGCCUCACAGUAGGUGCUGCAUUGCUAUGACGACGUUCCUAUAAAGACUCUCGGGCUUUUUGCCUUCACAAGCCUCCAUUUAGAGGUAUUUUCACCCGACGGUUCAAGCCGCUCUCCUACGUCACAGACCCAACUUUUCAGUUUUCCGUCAAUGGCGUGUACUUUAGAGAAAGUGUUGUGCGAUGCUCGGACCCUUCUGGACAGACUGAAGGAGCACGACACGGCCGCCGAGGGACUGAUAGACCAAACCGGGGCCCUUGGACGGAGGGUGCAGAGCAUGAAGGAGGUGGGGAAUGCUCUCCCAGACAAGCACACAGGAGACAGUACAGAGAUUCAAGAGCUGACGAAGUACAAGCCCCAUGUCCUUCUGACUCAGGAAAACUCUCAAAUUAAGGAGCUGCAACAGGAAAAUAAAGAACUGUGGCUGUCUCUUGAAGAACACCAAUACGCCCUGGAGCUAAUCAUGGGUCGGUACCGUAAGCAGAUGCUCCAGCUGAUGUUGACAAAGAAGGAGCUGGACACCAAACCUGUGCUCAGCCUUCAUCAAGACCACGCUAAAGAAGUGCAGAGCCAGGUGGAGCGGAUCUGUGAGAUGGGCCAGGUAAUGAGAAGAGCCAUGCAGGUGGACGAUGAGCACUACUGCUCCAUCCGGGAGCGGCUGGCUCAGCUAGAGAUUGAGAACAAGGAGCUUCGGGACCUUUUGAAUAUCAGCAAAGGGUCGGUGAAGACUGUGAGAGAUGAUGGCGCCCAGCCGCCAUCACCCCCACCAGCAGCCCAGUGGGAGCAUUCCCCACUGCCGGCGUCUGAUGAGUGAGCAGAGCAGCUUCUGCCUGUACUGUGGCUGGUCAAAAGAAAAGAAACCAAACAGGGUUGUGGAUUUUCUGGUGAAGGUCACUUGAACACAGCAUUUUAGCUUUCAUGAACAUUUACCUGUGUGUGGGUUAUGAAAGUUCUUGUAAAGCAUCACUUUGUACAGUAAUUGUAUGGUCACUGCUGUCAUGUUAGAGUGGAUUUAUCAUAACCUGUGACGCUGAUUAAAUCUUUGGUUUGUCACUAAGAUACUAGAAGCAGCAAAGGAGAUUUGUUUUGUAUUUUGGAAUAAAGACACAGUUACUCUUCAGAGAUACAGAACAGAAAACGUUCAACUGCUAGACAGUGGAAACAAAUUCAGGAGCAGUAUGUCAUCGUAACAACAGAAUUCCUCAUUAUAACAAGAAAUGAAACUCAAACAAGGUUUGUCUUUAUAAUGAGAUGAGUUUUAUGUUGUUAAAAGGAUGAACUUUCUUGUUUUAACAAAAUUAGUUUUAUAUCUCACUAUAAUGAGGAAGUUUCCUCUGACAGAUGCCAACUUGCUCAAAAAGCCAUAAAAUUUCUCGCUUACCCUCCUUCUUCUCAUCCUGUUUCAUCCAGACGACUUCUAAAAAUUACAAGAGCUUUCACUGUUACAAUCUUUAUUUUUGAAAAGAGAAUAUAUUUUGGUUUUAGUGAGAUAUAAAUCCCAUGACAACAAUUUUCUUUUACCUGGUUAAAACAAUAAUUUUUUUCUCCUUUGAACAAGAUGCUGCCUCUGAAUUUAUUUCCAAGCUCUGUCAGCUUCUGUUCUGCAGUUUCUCUCUCGAGUUUACGUUUGCUACAUUCACGUUCUCAUCCACUUCCACUGAAUAAGAAAAUCGACAGCAAUGCCUGUUACGAAAGCCAGCUGGUUCACCCCACACAGUGUAAGACUGCGUUCUUGCUGCCAAAAAAAAUAACUUUUCACAAAGUUUUACCUGCUGCACAUAAUGCAUUUAUACAUUUAAUAUGUUUGUUAGUCACAUAGAAUGGAUUUUCAUAUUGAAGGGACUAACUGUGUCAGUUUCCACAUUUGGAAGAAGAGAAAAUGUACCAAACCAGCUCAUGACACGUCUUUGUACAAAGUAAAAGAUUUUAAAAUAUGCCAACUUUUUGUGUAAUUGAAUGUUUGUUGUUAAAAACUGUAAAUUGUCAUCUCAGGAAAUCAGUUUAGACGUCAUGACGAUGUACAGGAGUGUGUCAAAUAAAAUGUGAACUAUA